Messenger RNA from Capronia epimyces CBS 606.96, 1521 nucleotides. RefSeq names its product 6-phosphogluconate dehydrogenase, decarboxylating 2. Bases 1 to 1521 code for a protein of 506 amino acids. Gene Ontology annotation, biological process: pentose-phosphate shunt, oxidative branch; pentose-phosphate shunt. The record is from RefSeq and is a predicted model, not a curated record. Gene Ontology annotation, cellular component: cytosol. The transcript is spliced from 5 exons. Gene Ontology annotation, molecular function: NADP binding; phosphogluconate dehydrogenase (decarboxylating) activity. NCBI's taxonomy places the organism in Eukaryota, Fungi, Ascomycota, Eurotiomycetes, Chaetothyriales, Herpotrichiellaceae.
AUGUCUGGAGCAGUUGCGCGACUGGCUGGCCUCAAGGUCGGCUCUGCGCAGGAUGAAUCCAGUGGCGAUUUCGGUCUCAUUGGCCUGGCGGUCAUGGGCCAAAACUUGAUCCUCAAUGCUGCCGACCACGGCUUCACCGUCGUCGCUUUCAACCGGACUGUCUCCAAGGUUGACCGUUUCCUCGAGAAUGAAGCCAAGGGCAAGUCCAUUGUCGGUGCGCACUCGAUCGAGGAGUUCGUCUCUAAGCUGAAGAGGCCUCGACGUAUCAUGCUUUUGGUCAUGGCCGGCCCCGCCGUCGACGACUUCAUCGAGAAGUUGCUCCCCUUCGUCGAGCAGGGUGACAUCAUCAUUGAUGGUGGAAACUCCCAUUUCCCGGACAGCAACCGUCGUACUAGAUACCUGCAAGAGAAGGGUAUCCGCUUUGUCGGUACCGGUGUCUCUGGUGGCGAGGAAGGUGCCCGCUACGGUCCUUCUCUCAUGCCCGGUGGUAACGAGGAGGCCUGGCCAUACAUCAAGGACAUUUUCCAGAGCAUUGCCGCCAAAUCGGAUGGCGAACCGUGCUGCGACUGGGUCGGUGAUGAAGGUGCUGGCCACUACGUCAAGAUGGUUCACAACGGUAUCGAGUAUGGUGACAUGCAAUUGAUCUGCGAGGCCUACGAUAUCAUGAAGCGUGGUCUCGGUUUGAGCUACAAGGAGAUGGGUGAUGUCUUCGCCGAGUGGAACAACGGUGUCCUGGAUUCUUUCCUGAUCGAAAUCACCCGUGAUGUUCUCCGCUAUACUGAUGACGAUGGAACCCCUCUCGUCGAGAAGAUCCUCGACACUGCUGGUCAGAAGGGAACUGGCAAAUGGACUGCCAUCAACGCUCUCGACCUCGGAAUGCCUGUCACCCUCAUCGGAGAGGCUGUCUUUGCCCGUUGCUUGAGUUCCAUCAAGGAUGAGCGUACCCGUGCUGCCAAGGUCCUCAAUGGACCCAAGCCCAGCUUCACUGGAGACAAGGCUCAGUUCUUGAAGAAUCUCGAGCAGGGUCUGUAUGCCUCCAAGAUCAUUUCGUAUGCGCAGGGUUUUAUGCUCAUGCAAUCUGCUGCGAAGCAGUAUGGCUGGAAGCUCAACAAGCCAUCCAUUGCCCUCAUGUGGCGUGGUGGCUGUAUCAUUCGAUCUGUCUUCCUGAAGGAUAUCACCUCGGCCUACCGUGAAAACCCCGACCUUGAGAACCUGCUGUUCAACGACUUCUUCAACAAGGCUAUCCACAAUGCCCAGGAGGGCUGGAGAGACGUCAUCGCGUACGCUGUCAAGGCUGGCAUCCCCAUGCCAGCGUUCACGACCGCGCUUGCCUUCUUCGAUGGCUACCGCACCAAGGACCUGCCUGCCAACCUUCUCCAAGCUCAACGUGACUAUUUCGGUGCCCACACCUUCCAGGUCAAGCCCGAGUACGCCAACGACAAGUACAAGGUCGGCGCAUACAACCACGUCAACUGGACCGGUCGUGGCGGUAAUGUGUCUGCUUCAACCUACAACGCAUAA